AUGGAGACAGACAAGGAAUUUUCCACGGUCCUUCAGCAGGCACCUGUCACACACUUCACUGGAAAUAAUGAAGCCAAGGGCAUACUUCACAUAUUUAAACCUGUGAUUGCUGUUGAUAAAGAAGCAUUCUUCGUGGCUCACCUCUGCUGCACAGCCAUCUCUGCCGUGAAGGCAAUGAGAGCUGCUGCCCUCCUUGGAUUAGUGCUUCUCAGCUCCUUUCCUAAUCUUGUUCCUGGUCAGCAAUGGGCCUCCUGCAGUGAGUACCGGCUGUCAGGCAGCGGGAACCUUGCCUGUCCCAGGAUCUACCAGCCUGUGUGUGGCACUGAUAACAUCACCUAUCCCAACGAGUGCUCACUCUGUAGACGAAUCCUCUGGAGUGGGACGGUUGACAAGAAGCACGAUGGGAGGUGUGUGAAGGUUGAUUGCACUGGCUACAUGAGAGCAACUGGUGGUCUGGGGACAGCCUGCAGCCAGCAAUACAACCCGCUCUAUGCCACCAAUGGGGUCACCUACAGCAACAAGUGCACCUUCUGCUCAGCAGUGGCGAAUGGAGAGGACAUAGAUCUGCUCACUGCUGGAAAACACCCUGAGAUUGACUGCAGUGAAUUCAAGAGCACCAAUCUCUAUUGCACUGAAGAGUACAUGCCCCUUUGCGGCUCUGACGGCAUAACAUAUGGGAACAAAUGCCACUUCUGCAUUGCAGUUUUGAGGAGUUAUGGAUCUCUGUCUCUCCAGCAUCAUGGAGAAUGCUGAGUGCUGGAGCACAACCUUUACCCUCAUUCAUCUUUCACUUCCAAAGCCUGCAAUUCCAACAUGUUCUUCCCUGCUCCCUGUUGU
Messenger RNA from Lagopus muta (rock ptarmigan), 837 nucleotides. Its product is annotated as ovomucoid-like. The coding region runs from base 1 to 753 and encodes 250 amino acids. Gene Ontology annotation, molecular function: protein binding. The record is from RefSeq and is a predicted model, not a curated record. Lineage: Eukaryota; Metazoa; Chordata; Aves; Galliformes; Phasianidae. The transcript has 10 exons.